AUGCGCUCGAUUCUUUUGAUUCUUGCACUCGUUUUAUUGCCGACAAUUGAAACAGCAAAGAAAAAGCCCAAAUUCCCGCACAAGUUUAAAAGUCAAGUGAAGAAAGUACCAUGGCUGAGAGCAAGAUCCGUCCGAAGUCCGCAGGUGGACAGAGGAGUCGGAGUUGCGUAUUGCUUGAUUCCAAAGGCCGGCAGUGUCAUCACUCGCGAGAUUCUCUGUGAUGUCCUCAAAGAGUACAAAAGUAUUCCGUAUAAACCGAAAACGGAAAACGUUACCGCGGACAGCACCUGUGAUGCAAAUCGCAACUAUCCGCAGGGAUGGCCAAAAUGGGUGCGUCCUCGAGACACGCUCACUUUCACCGUCGUCCGCGAUCCCCUCGAGCGCUUCAUUUCCACAUACGAGUUUUUGUGCAAA
This is a messenger RNA of Mesorhabditis belari, 414 nucleotides long. Lineage: Eukaryota; Metazoa; Nematoda; Chromadorea; Rhabditida; Rhabditidae. The record is from the annotation of a GenBank genome assembly.